CAUUAUGUUAUAACAUCAUUUAAAAAUGUAAGUGGCAUCAACUUGUUUCGAAUCAGGGGUUUUAGCAUUAACAUCAUUGCCGUAUAAAUCACAUGCAAAUGGUGGUCUCAAAGUGUAAUUAUCCUGACACUCUCGGCCAAAUGGAAUCAAUUUAGAUAGUUCAAAUCCUAUAAUGGGAGAUAGGAAUUUAUGUGAUUCGGAUUCAGAUUCGGACAACAUCCUCAAAACAAAAAAUGCAGCUGGAUCCAACAGUCAAGAAACAUUUAAAACGUCUGUUUCCGUACAAUCUAUUGGUUCUAAUGCAAGUUCCGGCAUUCACAUAAAUAAAACAUCAAUUUUAAAAAAAUCUCCGGAAGUACAUCGUAGUUUAUUUAUAAAGCCAGAUCUAGGUUUGGAAUCAUUUAAAAAUAAUGAGGCAUUGUGUAGUUCGUUUGACAGUUGGGAUAUGUUAGACAAACCAGAUGGAAAUUGUGAAAUAAGCUCCUUUCAUUCAUACUCCAAAGAAUAUUCUCCAAAAGGAAAACAGAAAUUUGCUGGAAAUGAUAUUGACCUAAUAGAACCUUCAAGGAGAUUUUCAGAUUAUAGGAGAGAUAAACAACUGAAAUCCAAUCUAAGUGUCAGCAGUCUCUUUGAAAAUGAUAUCUGUGCGUUGGGGAGCAAAAGCACGCCUUAUCAUGAACAGCAGUUACUGGGAGUCAUAUGUAGAAUGAAAGCUGAAAAACAUCAACUUGAUAAAAAGCUAAUGGGCAUGAAAAUGCUGCAAACAAACCUACAGGAAGAGAAACAUGCUCUGAGACAACGAUGUAAAAAACUUCAGAUGGAUGUAAUUAAUCAUGAUGCAAUGGCUUUAAACAAAAACAUGUUUGAAGAUCUCUCUAAAAAAGCUAAUUCCUCUAAAGAAGAGAUUAAAAUGUUGCGAAAUCAGAUUAGUAAAUACCGUCAGACUAUGUGCGAACAACAAGAUUUCAUAUGUGAAAUGGUAGCCGAAAAAGACAAAAUUGUAGGAAAAGUCAACAAUUUAAAAGUGUGUCUAAGUACACUUAAUGAGUGGAAAAAUAGAACGUUUAAAGACAUGAAAAAAAUCAAGGAAAACAUCGAUAAAAUGUCAGAAAUGUAUACUGAUUUCAUUUCACAGUUGAAUAUUCAGAAAUCGGAGAAAUUAGCAUUAGAUACAAAACUUAAAAAGAAAGAAAAAUGUAUUAAAAAAUUAAAAGAAGAAAAAGAAUCUAUGUUAAAUGCUCAAACAGAACUGAAUAAUUCUUUACAACAGAAAAGCGAAGAAAACAACAUGAAGGAUGAAAUUAUUAAAGAAAAUAAUGAUGUUAUUUCGCAACUGAAAUCAGUAAAAUUUGAACUGGAACAAACGAUCUAUGCUGAAGCAUGUAGUAAAAGCGAAUUCGUAAACGAAACGAAAGGAAUAAUUUCCUCACUAAAGAAUCAAAUUAAAUUAGAUGAAGAUCGAUUCGAAUCAGAAAUAAAACAGCUACGACAAGAAACAGAGGAACUUAAUGAAGAGGUGGGUAAAGAGAGGGAAUUCAAAAACAUAAUGCUCGAUGCAUAUCAGUGGGUUGAGAAUGACUAUAAAACACUUUUAAAUUGUAUCACCGAAAUGCAACAUAUCGUUAGGACAUUGUGGACAAAUACUAGUCAUCCGCUACCGGCACACCAAUCGCCUACUAUAUCUGAAUGUUUCGGAUCAGAAAGUAUUCCGAAAUGAAAGAAAAAUAUAAAUCAUUUUAUCAUUCAUCAAGGCUAAAUCUCUUGAACUAUGUUUUGUUUUCAUAAACAAAUGAAAACAAAGAGUAAAAUUUCAGUUUUUCAUGAAAUUUUUCUCCGUAGUAACUAUACAUUGUGAACUGUGUUCAGUUCCGAGACAGAUACCAUUGAAAAUCAAAAUAAAGUGUGAUGAAAGUACU
Molecule: messenger RNA, 1916 nt
Organism: Octopus sinensis (East Asian common octopus)
Lineage: Eukaryota; Metazoa; Mollusca; Cephalopoda; Octopoda; Octopodidae
Product: rho-associated protein kinase 1-like
Exons: 2
Coding region: 173-1717 (514 amino acids)
Source: RefSeq, a predicted model, not a curated record